GGGUAUAAAGUGAGCCGUCACAAACGGGGUUGAGGGCAGAACAGUUUCUGCUUAAGUUCCUUCCCACAAGCUAUCAUCAUCAUGUCUGAUACCCUAGCCACUAGUGUUCCACAGACACAGAAGGCAUGGCUAGCCAUUCGCCGUGGUGAGCCAUCUUAUGCUCUGCGUCUCGACAACAAUGUGCCGGUAUCGUCAAAAUUGGAGAAUGGCGAGGUCCUGGUGAAGGUCCAGGCGGCAGCUCUGAACCCUGUCGACCACAAGAAACUGAAGCUCUUACCUACUGUCUUUAGUGGGAGGCCACAUGUCAUAUCCCAUGACUUUGCUGGAAUAGUACUUGCUUCCAGUGACUCCAAGAUCAAGCAGGGUGAUGAGGUAUUUGGGACUAUUCUUCCUAAUUUUCAGAAUAGGACUCACCAAGGUGCCUUGUCACAAUUCGCCCGUGCGCCUACCAAAACCGUAGCGCUACGUCCGAUGAACAUCACCCCUACGCAAGCGGCUGGUCUCGCCGUUGUCUGUCUUACCGCAUAUAACGCGUUAUUUGACGUGGCCAAGCUUGAGCCCGGUCAGAGCCUCUUUGUGAGCGGCGGGAGUACUGCCGUCGGCAUUGCCGCCAUACAGCUUGCUAAAGCUAUUGGGUGUAAAGUUACCGCAACGGCAUCUGGCAAGAAUGAGGAACUGGUAAAGUCCCUGGGAACUGAUGUGUUUAUCGACUACACGAAAGGACCGGUUCACGAAACUUUGGAGCAUAAUGCACCCACACCCAAGUUCCAUGUUAUCCUAGAAGCGGCCGGCAUUCUCGCCCUUCCCUUGUGGACUCACUCUGAGGCGUAUUUGACACCUGGUGGGACAUUUGUCUCCGUAGGCCCUCAACCCGAUGGCGCUGGUGAAAUACCUAUCCUCAUUCGGUAUAUUUGGGAAGCAUUCAUUCGUCCGACAUGGCUGGGUGGUGUCAAGCGUAAAUGGCGUCUUUGUCAUCCCCAAGAGAAGCAAGAGCAGCUAGAGCACAUUGCUAAACUUAUAUCUGAAGGGAAAUUCAAGUCUGUCGUUGACUCUGUCUAUGACUUUGAUGAUGCUUUGAAAGCAUUCGAACAUGUUAUGACCAAAAGAGCCAGGGGCAAGGUUAUUGUCAAGGUUGAUCCAUCUGCUGACUAGUACAUAUUUAGCACAUGUUGCUGAUAUGAUUAUAUCGUAUUCUCCACACUACAUGUCUUCCUCACUGUUGUUCUGACCAUCGCAAUCAUUGCGUCAAUCAUUGGCUUUACACAUCAUCAGCCUCAGAAUCUGAGGAGUCUCUACAUUGUAGAUUCCGGUGGAAAAUAUAGAACUGUUUCAUUGCAGUCUCUUCUGAAGUGGGGCAGACUAAAAAGAAACAUCCAAGGUGCAC
Molecule: messenger RNA, 1384 nt
Organism: Somion occarium
Lineage: Eukaryota; Fungi; Basidiomycota; Agaricomycetes; Polyporales; Cerrenaceae
Source: the annotation of a GenBank genome assembly